UGUGUUCCUCUGCAUGGCUUUGAUAACUUCUCAACCCAAAACAAAAUUUGGUCUUUUUUUGUCAUUACAUGUACUUUGCUUAUUUGCUCCAUUCAAUUUCGAUUGGUCAGCUUUUUGGGUUGCUGUUUUACUUUAUGCUGUGACUGGACUUUUUGGAAUCACACUCUCUUUCCAUAGGAAUCUUUCUCAUAAAAGCUUUAAGCUUCCCAAAUGGCUUGAAUAUUUCUUUGCUUAUUGUGGAGUUCAUGCUAUUCAGGGUGAUCCAAUUGAAUGGGUAAGUAUUCAUAGAUAUCAUCAUCGGUUUUGUGACUCUGAGAAGGACCCUCAUAGCCCAAUUAAAGGAUUUUGGUUUGGUCAUAUGGGUUGGAUAUUUGAUAUUAAUUCUUUUGUAAAAAAGUAUGGAGAACCAACAAAUAUUGGUGAUUUAAAGAAACAAUCGUUUUAUAGAUUUAUUAGACGCACUUACAUUUUGCAUCCAUUGGCUAUGGGAGCUCUUCUAUAUGCGGUUGGUGGAUUUCCUUUUCUUGUUUGGGGAAUGGGUGUGAGAAGUGUUUGGGUUUACCGCAUCACUUGGUUUGUAAACUCAGCUUGCCAUCUUUGGGGAAGUCAGCCAUGGAAUACAAGGGACUUAUCUAGAAAUAAUUGGUGGGUGGCUUUGCUUGCAUUUGGUGAAGGUUGGCACAAUAACCACCAUGCAUUUGAGUAUUCAGCUAGACAUGGUUUAGAGUGGUGGCAAGUAGACAUGACUUGGUACUUGGUGAAGUUUCUUCAAGCUAUUGGUUUGGCAACAGAGGUUAAAGUACCAAGUGAGAGUCAAAAGCAGAGAAUGGCUUUGAAGAAGAAUGAUGUAGCCACAUGAAACAAGGAGUACAAUAAUAAAAAUGAAAGAUAAAAUGAUUUGAGAGAUAUUUGAAGAUGACAUUAAUUUAUGUGUUUUCGUUUCUUUUCUUUCUACUUAAUGUGGAUUCUAU
Vicia villosa (hairy vetch) is the source of this 971-nucleotide messenger RNA. RefSeq names its product palmitoyl-monogalactosyldiacylglycerol delta-7 desaturase, chloroplastic-like. Gene Ontology annotation, biological process: lipid metabolic process. The coding region runs from base 14 to 859 and encodes 281 amino acids. Gene Ontology annotation, cellular component: endoplasmic reticulum membrane. NCBI's taxonomy places the organism in Eukaryota, Viridiplantae, Streptophyta, Magnoliopsida, Fabales, Fabaceae. Gene Ontology annotation, molecular function: oxidoreductase activity, acting on paired donors, with oxidation of a pair of donors resulting in the reduction of molecular oxygen to two molecules of water. The transcript is spliced from 5 exons. The record is from RefSeq and is a predicted model, not a curated record.